CUGGGUUUAGUUCCCUAUUCUUCCAGAAAGAUAUUUAAGGAACUCUGCAGUGAUCUGUUUAGGCUGAAAGUUAAACUCCAUGUGGAAACGCUGUUUAAAUGGCACAUUGGGCAAAAUCAAGUGACAACCGUGAUAAUGUUGCUUGCCUUGAUGAGCCUGGUACGGUGCAGUUUGAUACCCAGUCGCUGAAAUCUCUGCUACCUUCAAGUACAGCUUUAACAUGCAUUCAACGAAGACUGAAGUUAUUUGGCCUUGCCCUUGUGGUACUAUAUGUCAUUGUCCUGAGCAUUCUAUUUCUUGUUAUUGGAUUCAAAGUUCAGAAUUCAAAUUAUGAAAAAGACAUUCAGGAAUUGGCUGAAAAGCAGGAAGGAGAUAUUAAUGCACAGACGACUCAUGAAUCUGCUACUAUUCUCAAGCAGUUUGGCCAGAACCUGUCGGCUUUCAGAUCUGAGCUUUCCACGAACACCCAGAAUCUGCAGAAGUUAAGGCAAAACUUGCAGGAUAACAACUUGCUCUUUAAUGAAAUGCAGAAAACCGUGGAACAGUUAACAGCAACACUUGAAGAAUUAAAGAGUAAAGUAGACUAUGCAAAUUCAACAUCCUUGGAAAACCUGUACAUGUUGCAAGAGGAAAUUACACAACGGAGAUCCUUCUUUCAUAACACUUCUACAGAGAUUGCAGGAGUGAGGCAGGAGUGUAUGACUUUGGAAAAGGAAAUGAAAGAAGAAGUAAAGACGUUAAAUAAAAUCACUAAUGACCUAAGGUUAAAAGAUUGGGAAAAAGCCUUUAUUUUGAAUAAUUUAACUUCAAUUCAAGGUCCUCCUGGUCCAAAGGGAGAAAAGGGAGACACAGGUGUGAAAGGAGAUACAGGAGUGUCAGGAUUUCAAGGAAUAAGAGGAUUUCCUGGCUCUAAAGGGGAAAAAGGUCAAAAUGGAUAUUUAGGUUCAAAAGGAGCUCCUGGAAUUCCAGGUCUCAAAGGACAAAAGGGUGAAAAGGGAGAAGAUGCAGCAACGACUCCCAGUAGAACCACCACAACUCCAUUAGUUCGAUUGGUUGGGGGCUCAAGUUCUCUCCUAGGAAGAGUUGAGGUUUUUCAUAAUGGAGAAUGGGGCACAGUGUGUGAUGAUCACUGGGGUCUUGAAGACGGUAAAGUUGUAUGCAAGAUGCUGGGAUACACUGGUGUUGCUCAAGUUUACGUCAAUGCCUACUUUGGCCAAGGACUUGCUCGAAUAUGGAUGGAUGAUGUUCAAUGCAAUGGAAUUGAAAAGUCAAUCUUUGAAUGUAAAUUUAAAGGCUGGGGCAUUACAAACUGCAGACAUACUGAAGACGCUGGAGUCCGCUGUGUAGCCUAGUUUUUCCCAUGAACAUGGUUGCACGAGACAGACCUUUGCAUAAAAGAGACACAUUCGUGUUUUUUAGAAUGGUAUCACAGUCCAUCCUGAUUUCCUUGCUUUCUCCACAGCUGCAGCUUCACCUUCCCUGAGCUUGUUCACUGCAUCUACAUCAGGGAUUUCCCACCUUUUAUACCUUGGCCACAUUCAAAUUGUGUGCAACACAAGUAAAAGAAAAAGAUGCAAGGAUUACAAAAGGCUCUGUUUGGCAGUACACUGGGUUUUUAAUGGAACCAAAACUUGACUCCAAGUCAGGAAUUUAAAAAUAAGCACCUGCUUUGCGGCCACUGAGAGCAAAAUCCAAGGGGUUGGUGUGUGAUAUGUUGCUCCUGAGCCACUAGUCUCCAUAAUCCAGUGUUAUGGGGAACACCGCAUGAUAACUACUAACCAGAUUAAAAGAUAGCGGAGUUUCAACAUAAUGAAUCAAUAUACGCAAUAAUGUUUUGUAUGUCUUCCACUGGCUUUCAGCUAGUAUAACACAGUGCAUACAUAUAGAUGUAUAUUCACACUUGGAUUGCACAGCUGCAUUUAUAAAUUCACCCCACUGAGACGCCUGUUCCAAGGGCAAUCCACUUCCCAAAUUAUAGGCUGAGUAAUAAUGUCUUAUUUUUAUAUUAAAAAUCCAUCUUUAUUUUAAAGGUAACAUUUGAAAAGCUUCCACUCUAUUUGUCAGACCAAUAUCAUAUCAUUUAAAAACCACUGAAACAACCACAAUCUCAAGUACUUAAAGAUCAGAUCACAUGGUCAGUCACCUAUCAUGUCUUUAUUUUCUACAUCAGUAAUCUCUAUGGGCCAAGACACAUUGCAGACGUCACAACAUAAACCAUCUGUAGAGACAUUAAGGAUGUCAUAAAUUAACUGAUAAAUAGUAAUGCCUAUCCAAACCCCAUGUAUGUACAGCCUUUAAUCAAAUAAUCUUCCUUGGUAUCAAACACCAAGUUUCAGUCUCCUCCUCUUUUUGGGGGGAAGUACCUGCUCAAUAAUGAAAAGUGGUUUGUUGCCUGGACUAUGUCCAAUAUCCACUAAAUGUUUUGUUACUGUUAAUGUUACAAAGUUACAUUAAAUAGAUGACCUGUUAUGAGACACUAUCGUG
This is a messenger RNA of Xenopus tropicalis (tropical clawed frog), 2484 nucleotides long. It is a transcript of the gene msr1, whose product is annotated as macrophage scavenger receptor 1. Gene Ontology annotation, biological process: receptor-mediated endocytosis. Bases 99 to 1352 code for a protein of 417 amino acids. The transcript is spliced from 11 exons. Gene Ontology annotation, cellular component: membrane. Gene Ontology annotation, molecular function: scavenger receptor activity. The record is from RefSeq and is a predicted model, not a curated record. Lineage: Eukaryota; Metazoa; Chordata; Amphibia; Anura; Pipidae.